AUUUUAUCAGGAAGUUUUUUCAUUUGAAAGGUAAACCAGUACAAGUGUCGAAGCAAAAAUUUGUGCAUCAACCAAACAUGGAUUACCGUAGUAAAUUUUUGGCAGCAUUCGGCUUAAUUUUGCUACUGCUAGUUGGAAAAAUUUCAAUCUUGACAGAAAACAAUUUAGAGAAAAAGGAAAGAAACCAAUCCAUGCCUGAUGAUGAUAUCUGUACUCUUUACGAUUACUCCCUUGUACUUGAUCAAUGGCUAUUUCGAAAAAAUUAUAAACCAUUAAUAGUAACUAUAGCACGUAAAUUUACUGAUGGAAUAAACAGAGUUAGAAAUAUAUCUCAGAGUAAAAGGAUAUUAUACGAUAAUGAAAUUACCAACAAACAUUGGAGUAAGAUGCAUAAUAUGAUAACGGAAAAUUUUUAUCUAUAUGAAGCUCACAAUGUAUACUACUUUGUUUAUCCAGUAAACAUUCUAGAUAAUUCUUUCACUAUAUACUGUCAAAAAAUGCUAUUAGGCGAUCAGUUAGGUGUAACGUUUGAUUUUGUUAACGUAAGAAAAGAGAAUUCAUUUUUUGAAGAUAUUUUAGUUCCCCUAAAAUCAAAUUGCUCCAAUUGCCCUCUGGUAGAAUAUGUUAACAAAAAACUAAAGACAGGUGAAAGUUUCUCGGAAUUAUUUGUAUUAAGAGAACAAUUGUUUAGAGAAAAAACAAAGUACACUUCCCUAAAAGCAUUCGACAAUGAUUUCGCUUGCAAUUCGAUUGGAUUUAAUAAUAAUUCUGAGAGCAAAAGUUUUUUAAUGCAUUUUAACACAUUACUGCAACAGAUUCAGAAAAAUAGCAACAAUUUUGAUGAAAGUAAAAAGAAAAGAAUUUUUGAAAGAAGUCUAAAGUGCUUUAAGUCGAAUCAUCUAUUUGUUACAGAAGAAAUUUUUAACGAUAAUAUUCAGGAACAGACUCUAAAGCACCCGUUUACUGGAAUUAAUUAUUUAAAUUGGAUUAACGAAACUGUAUUUUCACUUGAAGUGAAUGAUAGCUCAUUUGGCAACAUUUGUAAAAAUGAACAUAAAAUAUAUAUAUUUAAAUUAUUUUGUUUUAUAAAAGAUAUAUCAAGUAUUACAUCCCACAACAUACCAGCGUGGAUAGAUACUCUACGACAACUUGUCACUUCAUCAUUAAGCAAACAACUGACGUGGUUCAACAGUUUAGUGACUUUGUAUCAAAAUAAAGAUUUAGUGGAAAGUGAUUUAAUUUUAUUCCAACUUGAAAAUUUGAGAAAAGAAAUGCUAAAUGAAAGUGUGCAUUGGAUGAGUGCAAUGAAUAUUACUUUCAACUUGGUUUUGAAUUUAAUAAGAGAAAAGAGUGGUAAUAUGUCUAUGUUAAGUUCACCCUGUUUAUUGUACAAUUAUUUGGACACAAUUGAUUCCUUACUUCUUGAGAUGGAAUUCAAGAGAUUGGUAAUAAUCGUAGCUGAUAGUAUGCAGACAGGGAUACGGAAAGUUGCACCUAUAGCAGGCAGAAGAGUAGUACCAAGAAUAAAAAGACAAGAUCUUCAUUAUACAAAACAGUUUGUGUAUGAUGAAAUAAUGAAACAUUUUUAUCUGCUUCAAUCCAAUGAUACUUAUUAUUAUGUUUAUCCAUUAAACUUCAAUAGAUAUGACGACGUAUUGAGUACCUAUUUCGAGUACAAAAUGAUUGACGAUUAUUCAAAAGUUGUAUUUUAUUUCGCUAACUAUUCCAAAUAUUAUUUUCCCAAUGAAUGGAAUAGUACUCGUGAUUAUGAGUUAGUCAUUCCUGCUCUACCAGACAACUGUCACUUAUUUACAACGAACUGUACGAACCGUUUUAUAAGUCCCAUAUAUUUAAUUAAUCUGCAUCAAGUAUUUUAUAGACGCUAUCCAAAAUAUUUGUCAAUAUAUGCUAUGGUUUACAAUAGAUUAUCAAAAUUUGUUUAUGAUGACCAUUCACAUUAUAAAGAUAAUAAUUCGAUUGAAUAUGCACAUAAAUUUUAUGAUUUUUUAAAAACACAACAAAUUUCUUACCAUGCAGAUUAUUUAUUUAAUAAUUUUCCGUGCUCAUCUCUGCAGGAAAUAAAUAAAAGAAUUAACAUUGAUUUCAGCAUAACUGAAAUAGGAGAUUUUCGAUAUAUUUUCUCACUUAUACAAUCUGCUUAUAAAAAUAUAACAGCAAUAAAUAUAACAGACAAUGAAACUUUAAAAUAUUUUUGUAUGAAUUCGAAUAUUUUUCAGUUUAUUAAAUUCUUUUGCUUUUUAAAAAUAAAUUAUAUAGAAGGUAUGCUGAAACUUGUAGAUGCGAAGUCGGAUUAUGUUAAUAAUAUGACAAAAAUUGCUGAAAAUGAAAAAAAUGUUAUUACUGAAUUUUUGUCAGAGACAUUAAAAUGGAUGGACGAAAUAUUAUUACUUGAUUACUUCGAUAUGUAUAAUGAAGGUAGAAUUUUAAGACAGUCUAAACUUUCAUACUUGAAAAUACCAAAAAUUAUCUCAAAUGGUUCUGAUUCGUUAGACAAAUUCUAUUUAGUAAUAGCAGAAAGUGUAAUCUAUCCUAAAUGUAAUAAUUACAUAAUGAAAAAAAAGUUUACCGUUAAAUCGACAACUUAGUUCUCAAGUCUUGGAGAUGACCAAUAUUUAUAAAGAAGUUGCCUGAUGAAACAAGUCAUAUACUAUUUCUUUAAAAAUUAAAAUUAUUUCACCACUUUUUGGCAAUCUACGACUUGAGAAAUAGUUCACGACUUUUCGGUUAACUGUUUUUUCCCUUUAUUCAAAAGUGAAUAAUUAGUUAUAUGCUAAGUAUAAUAAGCAACCAAUUUUUCAAUUAGUGUACUACAGUCAUAUUGUUUUUAAAAAAUAAUUUUUAUAAGUAAUUCAACUUAAGCUAAGAAGAUCAGUAAUUUUUCUUGCUUUCUCUCUAAAUCGGAAUUAGUGAAAUCCCACUGAAGAGCAGUGAAUUUCGACAGAGUUUUUCAGUGAUAUUGCACAGGAUAGAAGUGUGAAAAUAGAAUCAUUGAAAAUCAGUCAGAUUUCACUGAUUUAGUUUUAACCCUUUAACGUCCAAAUUUUUUUUUCCAUUCAAAAUUCAUGACACUUGGUACCUAGGGGUUUUCGGGGUCCCUGAUUACGAAUCUGAUGUCAGAUUUCAAAAAUUCAAAAUGGCGGAUCCAAUAUGGCGGA
Molecule: messenger RNA, 3176 nt
Organism: Leptopilina heterotoma
Lineage: Eukaryota; Metazoa; Arthropoda; Insecta; Hymenoptera; Figitidae
Exons: 3
Coding region: 78-2606 (842 amino acids)
Source: RefSeq, a predicted model, not a curated record